UUCCUUGACUAGAACAUGGAAGUUGGAUUAGAUACAAGUUUGUUUUGAUUUUGCAUUCCUUGUGUGGAGUUAACAAAUACAUACUGACUGAGCUGAAUAGGCUACCAAACUCUAAUUCGACUGAAAAUGUCUAAACUACAGUUGUUUCGUGUGUUUUUAAAUGAGCGUUUAACGGCGGCUGCUGUGGAGAUUUUUGGUGCAGUUGAGAAAACGGUAGUGGAGUACCAGGAGGAGAAUGAUCGGCUACGGAGACUGCUGCGGAGGACACCAAAGAUACAACUAUGUGGAAUAGACUCCCUGCAGCUCUCUGUCUCUGAAGAGGAGGUUCCCCCUGAGCAGCAGCACUGUGAGCAGGAGUGGAGCCCCAGUCUGGAGCAGGAGGACCCAGAGACCAAACAGAUUAAAGAGGAACAGGAGGAAGUCAGGACCAGUCAGAAGGAAGAGCAGCUUGAAGGGGUGGAGCCUGAUAUCAUAGAUUUAGAUUUCACUCCUCCCUGUGUGAAAAGUGAAUGUGAUCUGGAGGACCCACUUUGGUCCUUGACUCUUCCUCAAACCAAGAAUGAGGAAAACGGAGAGAGUGACUCUAAACCAGUGGAUCUCAAACCUUUUGUCACUGUGACCCACAUUAAGGGUCUUGACAUUCCCUGUGACCCUCCAGAUAAUCAAAACAAUGCCUACAGACACAGCUCAGCCGUAUUCAGCAACCCAGUAGGACUUGACAGCAGCUCACCAUUGGGUCCCAGCCCACCAUUGGGUCCCAGUCCACCAUUGGAUCCCAGUCCACCAUUGGAUCCCAGUCCACCAUUGGAUCCCAGUCCACCAUUGGAUCCCAGUCCACCAUUGGAUCCCAGUCCACCAUUGGAUCCCAGUCCACCAUUGGGUCCCAGUCCACCAUUGGGUCCCAGUCCACCAUUGGAUCCCAGUCCACCAUUGGAUCUCAACUCACCAUUGGAAGAACACUGUUCCAAACUCAGCACCACGUCUAGAAGAACUCACCACUGCCGUGACUGUGGUAAAACAUUUGCUCUGAAAGCUGACCUGCAGAGGCAUGUGACUCUCACCAAGAAGAGACUCAGUGAAUGUAGAUUCUGCAAGAAACGCUACAACUCCACCUGUAAACUGAAGGCCCAUGUCCGACUCUGUCAUGGUGGUAAACCCUGUAUCUGCCCUGUUUGUGGAAAGACCUUCAAACUCAAAGGAGUUCUGUCCAAGCACAUGAGGAUUCACACAGGAGAGAAAUCAUUCAGCUGUGGUGACUGUGAGAAAAGCUUCAGUCACAAGGGUGCCCUAAACUUAUAUGAACUGACUCACACUGGGGAGAAACCAUUUAGCUGUGGUGACUGUGAGAAAAGCUUCAAUCUCAAGAAUAAUCUAACCAGGCAUAAACUGAUUCACACAGGAGAGAAACCAUUUAGCUGUGGUGACUGUGGGAAAAGCUUCAGUCUCAAGAAUAACCUAACCAGGCAUAAACUGAUUCACACAAGAGAGAAACCAUUUAGCUGUGGUGUCUGUGGAAAAAGCUUUAGUCAGAAAGGGGACCUAGGGAGGCACAAAUUGACUCACACAGAUGAUAAACCAUUUAGCUGUGGUGACUGCGGGAAAAACUUCAGACAGAAAGGGGACCUAAGGAGACACAUACUGACUCACACAGGAGAGAAACCAUUUAGCUGUGGCGACUGUGGGAAAAGCUUCAAUCAGAAGGGGGACCUAAGUAGGCACAGACAGACUCACACAGGAGAGAAACAACAUGGCUGCUCAGUCUGUGGUAAAAGAUUCAUUCGUAAGGCUCAUCUGCUGAAGCAUGUGAAUAACAUCCACAAAGAAAGAAAACGGGAUGAAAACAAGAACAACGAAAAUUAGGAUUAAAAUCUAGUUAGGACAAAGAGGAUAUGCGUUUUAGCAGAUGGGAAUUUAAAAGGCAGGAUGUGGACACUUAGAAAAACAAAGCAACUCUGGAUUAGUGACGCUGUGGUUUUUCAAAUAAAUGAAUGUGUGAUGGAUUUACUUUUUGUGAAACGUUUUAUACAAAUAAAGUUUAAUUUGAACGGUGAGGUUCUAAGAGUAGCAUCCCAGUAUUAUGGGAAUCUCACAGAUCUGAGGGAUGUACUACAAAGCAGGAGUUUGCCAGCUAACAUGCCUAAAUAUUCUAUCAUUUAAAAAAAUAUAUAUAUUUUUUUUUAGACAGAUCUUGAAAUGGGCAUGGUCUAAUUGAUUCAACAAACAAACAAAAAAACACAAAUUUAGAUUUUUUUCUAAAAUGAACCAGAAUUUCUAUGAACCAGUUAUUUCUGUUUGCUUAUCAAAGAUCAAUAGCUAAAUCCUUGAUUCUGCUUUGUAGUAGACCCCUCUGCUAUUACCUGUUAGUCAUUUAGCAGACGCUCUUAUGCAGAACGACUUACAGGAGCAAUUAGGGUUAAGUGCCUUGCUCAAAGGGCAUUUCACCAGAUUUUUCACCUUGUUGGCUCUGGGAUUUGAACCAGCGACCUUUCGGUUACUGGUCCAACCCCCUUAACAGCUAGGCUACCUGCCAAUCCUGUCUAAAGUCUGUUGAUGUUUUCAUUUUAAAAAAUAUAUAUAUUUUAUCUGUUUGUUUUGGAAUGUCUCUCAGGGUGGAGAGAAUUAUCUGACUGAUGUUAUUGAUAAAUAAAAAAUUAUGUCAAAAUCUUCUUCCAUUUGUCCUAGUGUAUUUAUAAUAAAUGUUGACCUAAUG
Oncorhynchus kisutch (coho salmon) is the source of this 2710-nucleotide messenger RNA. Its product is annotated as zinc finger protein 79-like. Gene Ontology annotation, cellular component: nucleoplasm. Gene Ontology annotation, molecular function: RNA polymerase II cis-regulatory region sequence-specific DNA binding; DNA-binding transcription repressor activity, RNA polymerase II-specific. Lineage: Eukaryota; Metazoa; Chordata; Actinopteri; Salmoniformes; Salmonidae. Gene Ontology annotation, biological process: negative regulation of transcription by RNA polymerase II; regulation of immune system process; regulation of cytokine production. The transcript has 2 exons. Bases 127 to 1860 code for a protein of 577 amino acids. The record is from RefSeq and is a predicted model, not a curated record.